This is a messenger RNA of Drosophila suzukii, 666 nucleotides long. It is a transcript of the gene Kmn2, whose product is annotated as kinetochore Mis12-Ndc80 network component 2. The record is from RefSeq and is a predicted model, not a curated record. Lineage: Eukaryota; Metazoa; Arthropoda; Insecta; Diptera; Drosophilidae.
CCAAAGCCUGUAGGAUGUAUAAUUGUAACAGUUAACGAGAGCUCACUGUUGUCACAGCGUUCGGCGCUUUCCAGCACUGUGCCUUUUCAAAACAAAAAAUAGACGCCAUGGAAGGUUUAUCGCUGCAGCAGUUGCUCGAUUUGCAGAACAUCCAAAAGGAGUUGAACAGCAACAAGGACGCCUACUUAAAGACCUACCGCCAAGUUUUGAAACAGAAAUUCAGAACGGAACUCAACAAUUUGGUUCGGGCCGAUUUCAACAUAGUAAAAUCCGAGUUGAAAGUUCCACAACUACCGCCCCUUCCCAUCGAAGACGAGGAAAUUCCAUCCAAAAUACAGAUUAGCGACAUAGUGAAGGACUACGACUUCACCAGGGACUGUUUGUCCUUGCUGUAGGACUGCUCCGAUCGAUCCUUGGUGCUGUUUAGCCAAUAUCCAUGCAGCACGCGAUAUGUGUGCUGCAGACACUCAAAGGAUGGGGAUUGGCUCUGGAAAUAAAGAGCAGUGACGUUAGAACAAGGAUAAUGAAAUCAGACAAGUACUCACAUUGAAAAGGGGUACAAUGGGCCGUUUCUUGAACAGGCUCCCUUUCGUUCGUAAUAUCAGCAUGUACUUCACGUCCAACUAUUAGCGAAAUAGAAUAAAAAUCACAUAAUUAAUCAGUAAA